This is a messenger RNA of Puccinia graminis f. sp. tritici CRL 75-36-700-3, 1902 nucleotides long. Its product is annotated as alphaK I1. The transcript has 5 exons. Gene Ontology annotation, molecular function: ATP binding; protein serine/threonine kinase activity. NCBI's taxonomy places the organism in Eukaryota, Fungi, Basidiomycota, Pucciniomycetes, Pucciniales, Pucciniaceae. Gene Ontology annotation, biological process: protein phosphorylation. The record is from RefSeq and is a predicted model, not a curated record. The coding region runs from base 1 to 1902 and encodes 633 amino acids.
AUGGCUACCUGCUCUAAGUGCCAAAGGUGGACCAGCCGGCCAGCUUUUGGUGGCUGGUGCCGUAGAUGCAUAGAUUCAUCAGGCAUGCGCCGUGAAGCUGUUGAAGCUUCCUUGAGCACUUUACCUUCAAACAGCUUCGAUACCCAUCUCACCUCUCGUCAGCACACCAGUCCCAAGAAGAAAACCUCCUCCAGAUCAAGCAGACCCCAGCCAGCCACCUUCAGCUCCAGCCGAUCAGCACCCAAAUCACACGAAUAUUUCCAGAGUGCUAUCACCGCCAAACGGAAAAAACCCAGAGCAGCUCCCUACCCCAAGAAGAAACCAAUCCCAGCGGUUCCCAAGGAAACAAAGUAUUCUCCAUCACCCGACCUCCGAUUCAUCGACUGUGGAUUGGUCUUAUACAAAGGAAAAAAACCGGCUGAUGAUCCUUUGCUAUUCAACAUCAAACAAACACUCUUGGUCAAAUUUACUCCGGAGAUCCUCGAAUGCAUUUCUCUGGAACGACUUCCUCGGGACGUUGAACAAAAUCUUAGCCUCCUCCAUGGAAAGAGUCGCCUGACCGAUUUAGACGCCUUACUAUUUGUUGUCCACAAGUCCACUGACAAGAAGCCAGUGCAAGUCGACUUAGCGUACCAAUAUCGCUUGAAGGAAAAGAAAACUGAUCCAAUAGAAGAUGACGAUUCGGAGAUUACUGAAUUCCAACCAAGAAAGAAGACCUCCGCCCAAACGAAAUUGCAAAAGAUUCCAUCCAAUUUAGAAAAUGAUGAUUCGGAGAUGAGUGAAGUCCAAACAAGAAAGAAGACCUCCGCCCGAACAAAAUCACAAAAGAUUCCAUCCGAUUUAGAAGAUGAAGAUUCGGAGAUUAGUGAAGUCCAACCAAGAAAGAAGACCUCCGCCCGAACAAAAUCGCAAAAGAUUCCAUCCAAUUAUGAAUCACCUGAUUCUGAUCAAUCCACAUUGCCAACACAAUUGGUCGCCAAAUCCAAAAACACAGCAAUGUUGUCUGACCAAGAAUUGCAGGAAUAUCCAUCCAAUGAAACUGAAGUACCUAGAUCCAAGACUACUGGAUCAAAGCCACCACUCCGGAAAAAAAGUGUGGCACAUAAUAAACCGGACACAUGGGCCUCCAGUGGUGUUGUUUGUACCGUCCCUGCCUGUGGUGCUGCAAGUCUCUCCACCCAAAUAGGCUAUCUUGGUCAAUUGGUUCCACCAUCAAUAGCCAUCAAUACAAAAGGCUGGACCAAUGCACAUCGUUUAAUAUUCAAGACUCAGAAUACUGAACCAGGGUUUGACAUCUAUUCCGAAAGCAAGUUCAAUUGGCUGGAGGCUGAUGUAAUGCCAAUCACUCUCCAAGUUCACCACGACAAAAUUGUCGGACAAGGCAGCAUGAGGAGAGCCUUUGAGGCGACUGUGAGAACCAUUGCAAGUGAUGGAUCAGUCAAAUUGGUCAACUACGUCGCAAAGAUACGAUUCCGAGAUGGGGCGCCCAACAUUUCACACUACGCCAGUGAUGCACUUAUGUAUGAAGGGAGUGCACUCCUCUUGGAUGAAUUCAAGAAGAUCUUACCUGGAUGCCAAAGGCUGCGUGAGGUGUAUCUAAAGAAAGGCCAACUAAUGGAGAUUGUUCGACAUGCGGUAGUUGUCUGUGGUGAAAUUAACCUGCCUAGUGAGGUGUACUUCUUGGAAGUAGCAUUAGUGGGGCCAUAUGUUAAAUAUUCCAGCAAUGUCAACUUUAGGAUUAAAGAGAAUUGGGAAGGAGUUGACCCAGACAUUGCUAGGCUGAUGAAUGCUUUUAUGCAUUGGUCCUACGUCAAUUCCAAUGGGAAAAGUCUCAUCUGUGACUUGCAAGGUGUUGGGCCAAUUCUCACCGAUCCUCAAAUUAUUGACUUGGAUGAGGGGUGA